GAGCGAGUUGGCCAUCCCCGAGCACAUCGACUCCUCUCACUGCACGCCUCUCUGCUGGCCGCCCACUUGACUCCGAAAACCGAAGCCCAGGCUCACCGUCCCCUCCGAUUCCGCCCCUUGUCGAACGUGGGCGGCCGCCACGGAGUCGGGGAUCUUGAUGCUGAUCAUUUUGGUUAUGGAAGCAAGCCGAUGAGAAGGGUUGGGUUGCAGGUCGUGGUUUCCUUUCAUGUUUUGCACAAGCCAGUAAGGGAUUAAGGCUAAGGAAGCAUACAAGAGAUGCAAUUAUACUGGCAUCAGGAGAAGAAUCUGAGGAGACAUGGAUGAAGCUGAUGCUUAUAAUACUAGAAAUGAAUGUGUCAGAACAUUGGACAAUCAAGGGAUGGCAGAUCCAAAGCUUGCUGACACAAAGAUGUGUAUGUUGAGAUCCCGAAUGAAUUGAUGAGAGCCUCGAGGAGACAAAAGAUGAGGAAGAAAUAGUUUGAAUUUUAUUUUAUUCUAUUUUAUUUUUCUCUUUCUUUUAUUGGUAAUGUUGAUAGAUAGGAAAGAGAGGAUUCGAUCAGGCAAGAGACCGGAUUACUCGGGAUGCUAUGGAGUACACAGUGGAGGAGCGAGUCUACAAGAGGAGGACGAAGGCACCAUCUUUGACCCACGUAAAGAAGCCAAAGAAACAUGGACGUCGUCUUCGAGACAUCCACCGGCAGGUACUUCACCAUCGAGAUUGGCUUCUUCGACACGGUCCUGGAGAUCAAAGAGAAGGUGCAGAAGUAUCAAGGCUACCCCGUCCCCACCCAAAAGCUCGUGUUCCAAGGCCAAGAGCUCGCCGACGACCGCGACACCGAGCACUACAACAUCCUCCAGAACUCCCGCAUCCAUCUCGCGCUUGCAGCAGACGCCGCCGACGGCAAGCUUCCGGAGAGCGGCGAUGGCCGCGCCCGCAUCACCGUGGCCGUGAGCACCCCGACGUCGCGGCGGCAGCUGACGCUCGAGGCCGACGCGGCCGACACCGUGGCUCGCCUCAAGGAGCGUGUCCGCGACCUCAGCGGCGUCCCCCCGAACCGGUUCGUGCUGUUCCACGGCGGCGUCGAGUUGCAGGACCACCGCAGGCUGGCCGACUACGUCGUCGCCGACCACUCGAGGAUGAAUCUGGUGAUGCGGCCGUCGCUGGGCGCCAAGAAGCUGAGGCUGCUGCUGCUGCCGAAGCACGGCGCGAAGACGAUACCAGUGGAGGUGAACGCGUCGGACAACGUGAGCGAGCUGCGGAAGGAGGUGCAGAGACUGCAUGGCGUUCUCAACUUCGAUUUGCCACCCGAAGGCUAUUUCUUCAUCUACAAGCAGAACGCCAUGGAGGAAGAUAAAUCAUUCAGAUGGCAUGAUGUGAGACCAGGUGAUACGAUUGAGAUUUUCCAUGCAAGCGUCAAGGAUUCACCUUGAUGGAUGCGUUUGUUUCAUCAUCCAUAUGCCCAAAAUAUAUUAUGACAAUAUGAUAUCAAUAUGUAAAUUUUGCUAAUAA
Musa acuminata subsp. malaccensis (wild Malaysian banana) is the source of this 1510-nucleotide messenger RNA. RefSeq names its product ubiquitin-like protein-NEDD8-like protein RUB3. Gene Ontology annotation, cellular component: cytosol; nucleoplasm. Gene Ontology annotation, biological process: proteasome-mediated ubiquitin-dependent protein catabolic process. Lineage: Eukaryota; Viridiplantae; Streptophyta; Magnoliopsida; Zingiberales; Musaceae. The record is from RefSeq and is a predicted model, not a curated record. Gene Ontology annotation, molecular function: proteasome binding; polyubiquitin modification-dependent protein binding; ubiquitin binding.